Messenger RNA from Malassezia restricta, 1920 nucleotides. Its product is annotated as MFS sugar transporter. Bases 1 to 1920 code for a protein of 639 amino acids. The record is from RefSeq and is a predicted model, not a curated record. Gene Ontology annotation, molecular function: myo-inositol:proton symporter activity. Lineage: Eukaryota; Fungi; Basidiomycota; Malasseziomycetes; Malasseziales; Malasseziaceae. Gene Ontology annotation, cellular component: membrane. Gene Ontology annotation, biological process: transmembrane transport. The transcript has a single exon.
AUGAGCUCCUCUAUGGGAGACGAUGCGUAUACAGAGAUGGAAGAAAAGAAAACUGUAGUAUCGAAUGAUUCUGAUUUUUCUUUUGACGUGGAAGGUACAAAGAGAUCAGAGCCCAAGUUUGACGCUGAAAUUCGCAAUCCACUGGUGGGCUUGGCUCACGAGGAAAUAGAGCGCCGAGUUUACUACUUCGUGAAGGAAAAAGGACUAGAGGAACACCAGGACAUUUUUCUUAAAGGAGCUCUUUGCGCGCAGGUUCAAGAAUCGGGGGACUACAGUGCUAUCAAGACAUUGACUGAAGAAGAACAUCGCCUCCUCAGGCAAGAGUGCGAGCGCAAAUGGCGACAACCAUUUUUGCUUUAUUUUCUAGCCAUCUGCUGUAGUAUUGCUGCAGCUGUACAAGGCGCCGAUGAAUCUGUAAUCAAUGGAGCUCUGCUUUAUUUUCCGUCACAGUUUGGUUUGUUCACGGGCUACUGUGAUUAUUAUACCAAGGAUCCUCAUACUGGUGCGUGCAAUGAACAGCUACUUCCACACGUGAAUCCAUCGUGGACGCGCCAAGAUGUAACAAAUGACAUAAGUAAGAACAAUUGGUUACUUGGUCUUGUUUCUUCCGCUCCGUACCUAUGCUGUGCCGUGCUUGGUUGCUGGGUCUCGAGCCCUAUGAACAAGAUUUUUGGGCGACGUGGAGCAACUUUUGUUUCUUCAUUGAUUAGUUUUGCGACAUGCAUUUGGCAAGCUGUAACAAACAACUGGUGGCACCUGUUCUUGGCACGAUUUAUCAUGGGUUUUGGCAUUGGGCCUAAAUCAGCGACGGUCCCCGUGUAUGCAGCUGAAUGCGCGCCACCUCUGAUUCGUGGAGCUCUUGUGAUGCAGUGGCAGACGUGGACGGCAUUUGGUGUUAUGCUUGGCAAUGCUUUUGGGUUAAUGUUUUAUCAAGUGAAAGACACUACAUCUAUCCACGGUCUGAACUGGCGUCUGAUGUUAGGAAGUGCCUGUAUCCCUGCGAUAUUUGUCAUGGCACAAAUAUACUUGUGCCCCGAAUCUCCAAGAUGGCUUAUGAAGCAAGGUCUUUAUAAAAAGGCAUUUGCUUCCAUGCAUCGCCUACGCAAUACACCUCUGCUUGCAGCCCGGGAUUUGUUCUUGGCUCAUUGUCUGAUUGAACUUGAGCAUGAGUCGGGAGAAGUGAAAGGUCAUCAUCCUGUUUGGCAGCUUUUUUCCGUACCGCGAAUUGCGCGAGCAACAUGGGCAAGCACCAUUGUCAUGUUUGGACAGCAAUUCUGUGGUGUUAAUGUUAUUACUUUCUACUCAAGUACGAUUAUUCAGGAAGCAAACAACAAUUCCAUCAGAGAUGCAUUAUUAGGCAGCUGGGGAUUCGGCUUUGUCGCAUUUGUUUUCACUAUUCCAGCGUGGUAUUCUAUUGAUAUAUGGGGUCGGCGUACUCUGCUCUUGUUUACAUUGCCGUUUCUUGCCAUAUUUCUUCUCAUCACUGGGUUCUCUUUUUGGAUUGAUCAUGCCAAAACAAACACUCGACUCGGUGUAGUUCUGAUGGGUAUAUACGUAUACGCCGCAUUUUACGGUAUGGGAAUGGGGCCGGUACCAUUCACGUACAGUGCAGAAGCAUUUCCCAUUCAUGUGCGUGAUGUGGCCAUGUCUUACGCUACCGCCGUGCUUUGGUUUUUUAAUUUCAUCUUAUCAAUCACAUGGUUUCGCAUGAAGGAGGCAUUCACAGCUCAGGGAUCAUUUGGCUGGUACGCGGCAUGGUGUAUCAUUUUAUGGCUUCUUGUCUCGCUGUUUGUACCUGAAACCAAAGGUUUGACAUUGGAGGAAUUGGAUAGUGUCUUCAGUGUACCCUUAGGGAAGCAGGUCAAAAAUCACAUUCGCAUGGUAUGGUAUAAGGGAAGCAGAGUGAUGAAAGGGUCUUGA